GAUUGCAAAUCAAGAGACGGCUGACUUUGCUUCGUUGCGUGUGUCACCGGAGAACUCCGUUUCGCGACGGAAUGACUGAUUGUAAUCACCCACCGACUUCAGUUUUUUGGUGUAUUUUUAAGAUACAAAGGACUCGUCAGGUUUGCUGACGGAAACCACGGAGUCUUUUGGGGGAAAAACAACCUAGUGGCUUCUGGAUUUUAGAGGCAGAGGCAAUAUCUCUGUGUACAGGCUACACGUAUUCUUUUUGUUCGAAAAUGAUGUCUGUGCAGAGAUUAGCUUGAUUGGGACGUGUUUUGCAAAAUGUUAUGAAAAAAUCGGGACCAAAGUGGGAAAACUAGCUUACAAAGAUCGCCCAGAUCAGUCGGAGAUACGACGUGUUUUUAUACCGGGAAAUCGCCACUAAACAAACAACGCGUUCUUUUUUAUUUAGAAAUCAUGAAAUCUGGAGUUUUCUUGUGUUAUGUGGCUAUAAGAUAAGAAAACUGUUGAAACUUUGUAGCAAUAUGUAAUAUUUUGGAAUGACAGUGAUCAUUUGCUCAGAUAGUAUAUGGUAAAGAUUUCGGCCUUUUUAACGCGUUUUUGAGCAGGGUUCUGUGUGGUGUUGGUUUUGCCGUGAAGUUCUUUUGCACCCAGCCGUGUGAUUGUGCCGAGGGCUUUGUCCGGUCCAGAUGCGGAGAGAGGGGCGGUCAAUGGGUGAACGAACGAGCUGACCACUACUACAACACACUAACCGUGUUAACAGACAUUUUUCACCGUACACAUACACACACACCGCGCCGUUAAAGGAUUUUGGUUUUGGGAGGCUAUCGAGCCGAAAUGGAGCUGCUUUCCAGGAAUGUGGCUGGUUUAUGGAUAAUCAUACUGGAGUGCCUGUUCACAUCGCUGGCCGAAGAAGAGGUUUUGAUGAAUACUAAGACAGAGACGUCAGAUCUGAAGUGGACGAUAUACUCACGCUCCAAACCUGAGUGGGAGGAGGUGAGUGGUCUAGAUGAGGAGAAUAACAGUGUGAGGACCUAUCAGAUCUGUCAAACGGAUGGCUCCUCCAGCCACUGGCUGCGCAGUAAGAUGAUUGACAGGCGGGAGGCGGUCUACGUGUACGUGGAGCUGAGGUUUACGAUGGUUGAGUGUUCGUCCAGAGACACACACCAUCGCUCCUGUAAAGAGACCUUUAAUCUGUACUACUAUCAGACAGACACAGACGACGCCACACUCACACACCCCGCAUGGAUGGAAAACCCCUAUACAAAGGUGGAUACUGUGGCAGCUGAUUUUCUGCUGCGUAAAGGCAGAGAGAAGAAGUCCAACGUGAAGACCAUCCGCGUGGGUCCUCUCAGUAAGAGGGGCUUUUACCUGGCCUUCCAGGCCCAGGGCGCUUGCAUGGCUUUGCUCUCCAUCCGCGUCUUCUUCAAAAAGUGUCCGGCGCUCACGCGCUCCCUCUCCGUCUUCCCUGAGACCAUCCCGCGCUCUCUGGUCCAGGAGGCGCAGGGUCGCUGCGUGGAGAACGCGGAACAGCUCGGGACCAAACCCAGACCACCCAAAAUGUUCUGCGGGGAGGAUGGACAGUGGGUGGAUCAGCCCACAACCACCUGCUCCUGUCUGCCUGGACACGAGCCCAGUGACGGAGACCUCCGCUGCCAAGCCUGUCUGCUGGGUCAUUUUAAGCUGGGUUCGGGGCCGGGGGUGUGUUCUCCGUGUCCUGACUACAGUUACACAGCAGGAAGAGGAGCUGCCUCAUGUGGGUGUCGUACAGGAUACUACAGAGCACCCACUGAUAGACUGGACUCCGCAUGUACACGUCCCCCCUCCUCUCCGCGGAAUGUAUUUCCUCAGAUAAACGAGACGUCGGUAACUCUGGAGUGGAGCAAACCGCUGGACAGCGGGGGUCGCACAGACCUGUCAUACGCUGUGGAGUGUGAGGUGUGUGCGAACUCUGAAGGGUCCUGUUCUCCGUGUGGAGAGAGCGUGAGUUACCGCCCCUCCCAGCGGGGUCUCCAGGGCACGCGUGUGAGUGUGUGGGGUCUCAAACCUCACACCACUUACACCUUCACCGUCCAGGCCCUUAACGGGGUCUCCACACUCAGCCUGCAGGGACCUGCCAGCAGCACCGUCAACAUCACCACCAGUCACAACGUUCCUGUUGUGGUGUCUGGAUUGAGAAGGAGUGAUGCUACGGAGUCCAGUCUGACUCUUCACUGGUCUGUUCCCGCCCAAACACAUGACAAUAUUCUACUGUACCAGCUCCGCUACUGCGAGAAGUCACAGGAGCGAGGGACAGAUGAGCCCCGUUGCCGUUUUAAGGAAAGUGAGAGUGCUCAGGUUGUGUUAAGUGACCUACGAAGAGCCACACAGUAUGACGUUCAGGUCAGAGCUCAGACGCAGGCAGGAUACGGGAACUUCGGCCCGGCCUUCUCGUUUCGGACCCUUCCGGAUGAAGAUAAUUCUUCCUCUCCCUUGCUGGUAACCGGGGUUCUUGUCGCCAUGGGGAUGGUUCUUCUCAUCACGGUCAUUGGCAUUGCCGUCUUCUGUAUCCGUAAACAGAAUCGCCUGAAGGAUCCAGAACUCAGUGAUAAGCAUAACCAGUACCUUAUGGGCCAAGGAGUGAAGGUGUAUAUCGAUCCUUUCACGUAUGAAGACCCUAAUGAGGCAGUGAGAGAGUUUGCUAAAGAGAUUGACGUCUCCUUUGUGAAGAUAGAAGAGGUGAUUGGAGCCGGUGAGUUUGGUGAGGUGUGUCGUGGACGGCUGAGGGUUCCUGGGAAAAAAGAGAACUAUGUUGCCAUUAAGACCCUAAAGGGUGGAUACACAGAUAAACAGAGGCGGGACUUCCUGUCGGAGGCAAGCAUCAUGGGACAGUUUCAGCAUCCAAACAUCAUCCACCUAGAGGGCAUCAUCACAUCCAGCUGUCCUGUCAUGAUCCUCACAGAGUUUAUGGAAAACGGAGCACUAGACUCAUUCCUACGGCUGAAUGAUGGGCAGUUUACACCCAUCCAGUUGGUGGGGAUGCUGCGUGGUAUUGCCUCAGGUAUGAAGUACCUGUCUGAGAUGAGUUAUGUCCAUCGGGACCUGGCAGCACGGAACAUUCUAGUCAACAGUAACCUGGUCUGCAAAGUCUCCGACUUCGGCCUGUCCCGAUUCCUCCAGGAAAACUCCUCAGAUCCCACCUACACCAGCUCACUGGGCGGUAAGAUCCCGAUCCGCUGGACUGCCCCGGAGGCAAUCGCCUUCCGGAAGUUUACGUCUGCGUCAGACGUGUGGAGCUAUGGUAUCGUUAUGUGGGAGGUGAUGUCAUUUGGAGAAAGACCCUACUGGGACAUGAGUAACCAGGAUGUGAUAAAUGCCAUAGAGCAGGAUUAUCGGCUGCCCCCGCCCCCCGACUGCCCCACCCACCUACACCAGCUGAUGUUGGACUGUUGGCAAAAAGAAAGAACGGCCCGCCCCCGUUUCGCCGACAUCGUCAGCUCAUUGGAUAAACUCAUACGCAACCCCGCCUCCCUCAAAAUCACAGCCCAGGAUGGAUCUGGACCCUCCCACCCAUUACUGGAGCAGUGGUCUUCCCCUGCUCUCUCCUCCUGUGGAUCAGUAGGAGAGUGGUUGAGAGCCAUUAAGAUGGAGCGGUAUGAGGAGAGCUUUGUGCAGGCCGGAUACACUUCCAUGCAGCUCAUCACACACAUCAACACAGAGGACCUGCUGCGUUUGGGGGUUACCCUGGCUGGUCAUCAAAAGAAGAUCCUCUCUAGCAUUCAGGCCCUGAGGGUUCAGACCAACAAGAGCCCUGCCAACAUCCUGUACUGAACACUCCUGUCCCAGGACACUAACUCA
Chanos chanos (milkfish) is the source of this 3819-nucleotide messenger RNA. It is a transcript of the gene ephb4a, whose product is annotated as eph receptor B4a. The record is from RefSeq and is a predicted model, not a curated record. Bases 820 to 3792 code for a protein of 990 amino acids. Gene Ontology annotation, cellular component: plasma membrane; dendrite. Gene Ontology annotation, molecular function: protein binding; transmembrane-ephrin receptor activity; ATP binding. Gene Ontology annotation, biological process: ephrin receptor signaling pathway; protein phosphorylation; axon guidance. Lineage: Eukaryota; Metazoa; Chordata; Actinopteri; Gonorynchiformes; Chanidae. The transcript is spliced from 17 exons.